AUGUCUGCAGAGACCUCUGAACGUGAACGGGACACAUUGCAACCCGGUGAUUAUGUUUUAAUGCGAAAAUUGACCGGAGUUAAACCAACUCUUGCCCGUCUCAGAAAAGGAGCCACGAUCACCGUUGAUAACUUGACUUUCAAAGCAGACCCACUGCUCGGGAAGAAGUUUGGAGUGUGUACCGCUCAAAAUGGACUACUGGGACCGGAGCCAACAGAUGUGGCGAAAGGUAGGAGGUUUUCUACAUUGUACUUGGUGUUUAGGUGGGAAGGCGGCGAAUUUUGAUCGAAAAUUUGCUGUUUGAUAGGGUGACGGGUUUAUAGAACCAAUGGCAAGGAAGAACGUGGCUUAUUGUACCUAUUUCAGAGCUCAGUAAAACACGAGAGCUGUCCAGAGGCGGGAGAGAAAAAUCAAGUCAGUUUGGUGAAAGAAAAGGUCCAGCUAAAGAAGGCAAAUAGGGGGUGUAUCGAGGGUGCUGAUUUCGAAAAUGACAUUCAUUUUCUUUGAUAGUUACUUUUUUCCUUAAGUAGUAAUGUUAAAAAGUAAUUUUUUGAAAUUUUUCAAAAAAUACUGGGCUUAGCGGUUUUCGAGGGUGCUGAUUUCGAAUUUCGGGUUUAUUUUUUCUGAACUUUACUAGUUUUCCUUAAGCAGUAGCGCUAAAAAGUAAUUUUUUCUAAAAAUACUCGAUUUAGGGGUUUCGAGGGUGCUGAUUUCGAAAAUGACAUUAAUUUUUUUUUAUAGUUACUUUUUUCCUUAUGUUCGAAAUCAGCACCCUCGAAAACCCCUAAAUCCAGUAUUUUUAGAAAAAUUUCAAAAAAUUACUUUUUGACAUUACUACUUAAGGAAAACUAGUAAAGUUCAGAAAAAAUGAACCCGAAAUUCGAAAUCAGCACACUACAUAUUGGGAUAGGAAAAACAGUAUGGCUUUCUAUUUUUUCAGGAAUAAAAUUUUGAUAUUUUAUUUUCAGUCUUCUAUAUAUAUGGAUGGUUAGUUAUAAAUUUCAUUUUUCAUUCCGUUCAAAAGUGUGUAAUUCAGUCCACGGAGGCACUUUGGACUAAAAUUGGGGAAUCAAGUCCACUUGGGCGCAAAGUUGCAAUUUUAAUCCGUUCUCCGGACUAAAAUCAGCAUAGUCAGUUUACGGAACGAACAAUUUUUUUUUGUCCGCGGACUUUUUUCGUUUGUCCAGGCAACGGACCGAAUUCAGCGAUUUUGGUUUAUCGAGCAAACUCUUCGGGGACAGUUGACCCGGGGCUCAAAAAAAAAUUUUUAUUUCCCUAGGUUCACGAUGUAUUUUCUGAGUGAAGGAAACUGGGAAUUUUUCCAAAAAAGGAUUUUUUUACCAAGAGCAGGCUACCCCAUUUGAUUUUACGUCUAGAUUGCCCGUUUUUUGGACAGAUAACAACUUUGUAGGUUGUUGCCUCAUGGAUAAUGUAAGUCAAUUUAUCUUUUUUUCGCUAAAACAGUGUAAAAGUGGACAGUUAUAGGUGUGGACACUAGAUUAAUUUUACCAUGUAAACACAGCUAAUGUUAUGAAAGACCAGGAGCCUUGAGUACCAAGUACAACAUAAAAUUUUCGUAAAUUUAGGUGUGUCUGGUUGGAAAUUGGUGUUAGAACGAAGCUAAUAACCUAUAAAACUGAUCAGAUAUAAAUGUAGGUCAGAGUACUGGGUUGCUUUACCAUGCAAAAGUGGCAAAUUUAACGUAAUAGCAGUUUUCACGAGGGACCGGACGCCAGGACCUAGUACAAUAUAAAAUUUUUGUAAAACUCGCUCCUUCUGGUUCGAAAUUGACAUUAAAACCAAGCUAACAUCCUACUCUACCUUUAGCUAUAAUUAAAUUUAUUAGGUUGGGACGAAAGUUUUCCCCUUUUUCUUGUUUUUUUCCAAACAAAUUUAUUUUGACAGUUGUAACGGGAAACCAAACAUAACAUCCACCGUCGGUAUCCACGACGUAUUGCCAACGUUCCGACAAGGAUUCAAUUGGCGAGCUUAAAAACUGGGGUAUUUAUAAUAAAAAAUGUCAGAAAGACCUGUUUUGAGGUCCCCCAAACAAUCGAACCGCACAUCUCCCAAACGGUAGCUUAGCGAUCUGAUCAAAUGGUAAUCAGAAGGUGCCAAGGCUGGGGUGUAGUGUGGGUAGGGCGGCGAACAUGACCUUUUUUAGGUGAAUUUUGGUUUUGGGGUUGGUUCAUCGUGAUGGUCGGGUUCAAGCUACUGAAGCUUGCGGGUAUGGUUUAUAUACAUCACCCAUUUCUGGUUCCCUGUAAUGAUAUUGGUCAGCCAAGUCAGCGUGCGGCGGUACGACAAAAAUUAGGAGCAACAGUAUAAGCCGUGACUCCGAAAGUUCGUGUGGAACAAAUUAACCACACUUCCACACUUUUCCCAACCGAUGUAGAUGGUCCAUAAUGGUAGUAUGGGAGAACCCAAAGAGCUCUCCAAGUUCACGUAAUGGCAAUUUGGGAUAGCUCACGAUUAAGCCUUUUAGGGCGUCAUCAUCUAUCUCAGAUGGCCGCCAGAACUUGGUCGUCUAACUUCUUUUUUUGAACCUCCGGAACCAAUACUUGGCCACACCAUAAAAGAGGACGUCCUUGCCUAUAACAUCCUAGACUUCGGUUAUAUCUUCCAUGGGUUUUGGUAUUCUGCGAUUGUUUUAAAAUUUGACGCAUCGAAACAGCAACUUUGGGACGGAAAUUUUUCCACUAAAAAGUUUUGGUCAAAUCAACAAGAAAUAAACAUUACAUUAUCUAUGGGCAACAAGCUUCACAAAAUUCUAAAAUUUGAUGGGUUAUCCCAAAAGAAAACGGGCAAUCUAGAUAGGAAAUCGAAUAGAAAAGCCUACCCUUGGUAAAAAAUCCUUUUUUGAGCAAAUCCAAGCUGUUCUCAAUCAGAAAAUACAUCUUGAACAUAGCGAAAUAAAAAAAAAUUUGAAAAGAAGCCCUGGGUCAUCUGUGCCUCUGUGAUUUGUUUGGAAUUUUCCAAACCACGGACAACUCCAAAAAAUCCGAGCAAACAAAUCAAGAAGUCCAUGGAUCGAAAAUCAGUGGACUAGAUUUCCGGAAACCUGUCCACACGACGGACUGCUUUGCGUUUGUCUGAAGGGCAAACCGAAAGUGGCGAUUUUUGUUUGCACCACGGACAGGAUUUCCCGAUUUUAGUCCAAAGUGCCUCCGUAGACUGAAUUGCACACUUCUGAACGGAAUGAAAAAUGAAAUUUGUAACUAACCAUCCAUAUAUACGAACGACCAUCAAAUUUACUUUUUCUUUGGCGUUGUUGACUUUCCAGACUACGAUGUUGACUUUCCCGCGUCUCUCGAUUUCUCCGGAACAGGGUUUUUGAUGGCCAAGACAUUAAGCGAGGAGAACUUUGGCAAGUGAUGAAAUUUACCUUAAAAAUAAUUUCCCGUUUUUUAGGAUUCAAUUUCUGGAAAGUGACAAGGACCCGGACAGACGGUGAGAGAGUGUGGAGAGGAAAGAGAGUGGGCGGAGCUUGUGAUAAAAUCAUUAGUUCAAAAAACUUGCAUGAAGUUUAUCAAGGACACACAAGGCCCAGAAGGUUAUCAUCAAAAAAGGAAAAAACAUGGAGAAAGAGAAGGGAAAGAAGCCCAAAAAGGAAAAAAAGAAACAAAAAAAAGUUCAGAAAGUAAGUAUAAUAAGAGAAGACCAUGGCACUUAACAGAUACUACUGA
Bursaphelenchus xylophilus (pine wood nematode) is the source of this 3686-nucleotide messenger RNA. The record is from the annotation of a GenBank genome assembly. Lineage: Eukaryota; Metazoa; Nematoda; Chromadorea; Rhabditida; Aphelenchoididae.